This is a messenger RNA of Helianthus annuus (common sunflower), 2547 nucleotides long. RefSeq names its product CSC1-like protein ERD4. The record is from RefSeq and is a predicted model, not a curated record. Gene Ontology annotation, molecular function: calcium-activated cation channel activity. The coding region runs from base 181 to 2325 and encodes 714 amino acids. Lineage: Eukaryota; Viridiplantae; Streptophyta; Magnoliopsida; Asterales; Asteraceae. Gene Ontology annotation, cellular component: plasma membrane. The transcript has 5 exons.
AACCGUUGUAUCAUUACACCUCUUGUCUCCAUUCACAUCAAAACCCUCACCUUUACGUAUACUUUAUUUAACCAACUUGCUUCUAACGGUAACUUCAACAAACCUUUUGCUCCACACAAAACACCUCUCUGUGUGUGUUUCUAGAGAGAGAAACUGUUGUAAAACAAGCGUUGUUGAAGGAUGGAUUUGAGUUCGUUCAUCACGUCACUGUUUACUUCAUUCAUCGUUUUUGUGAUUUUAAUGAUCUUGUUCGCAUGGUUAUCCACGAAACCGGGUAAUGCUGUUAUAUAUUAUCCGAACCGAAUCUUGAAAGGUUUGGAUCCGUUGGAUGGGAGCAAGUCCAAGACCCGUAACCCGUUUGCUUGGAUCCGUGAAGCCUUUUCUUCAUCUGAACAAGAUGUUAUUGCUUUGUCUGGUGUUGAUUCUGCGGUCUAUUUUGUCUUCUUGAGCACCGUGUUCGGGAUACUGCUGCUUUCAGGCCUUUUCUUGGUACCAAUAGUUAUACCCCUUGCUAUCACCGAAAAGACCCCGGAUGUUAAGGAUUCCAUAGGGAAAAACGCUUUCGAUGACCUCGACAAGCUAUCAAUGGCACAUAUCAAAGAAAACGGCAAGCGGUUAUGGGCAUGCGUGUUAGCUUGCUAUUGGGUUUCCUUAGUUUCUUAUGUCUUUCUAUGGAAAGCAUACAAACAUGUGUCUGAUCUUAGAGCUGCAGCAUUGAUGUCACCCGAAGCUAAACCCGAACAAUUUGCUGUUUUAGUUAGAGACAUACCGGCAUCAUCUGACGGGCAGUCUCGAAAGGAACAAGUCGACGCGUAUUUCAAAAACAUAUAUCCCGAAACGUUCUACAAGUCAUUGGUGGUAACAGAGAACAAAGAAGUCAACAAAAUCUACGAAGAGUUGGAAGAGUGUAAAAAGAAGCUCAGACGAGCUGAGAUCAUAUACGCUGACUCGAAAAAAGUCAACCCCGAAGGAGUUGUACAGACUCACAAGACUGGCUUUCUUGGUCUCGUUGGUAAAAAGGUCGAUUCGAUUAAAUAUUAUAACGAAAAAAUCGACGAGUUGACCCCAAAACUCGAGGCUGCACAGAAGUCAACUGUUAGAGAGAAACAACAAGGUGCAGCUGUGGUGUUUUUUACAAGCAGAGUAACUGCAGCGGCUGCAGCUCAGAGUGCACACGCGCGGAUGAUUGACACAUGGACGGUCACGGAUGCGCCUGAACCGCGACAAAUAUUAUGGACUAAACUUUCUAAAACUUAUUACGAAAGGGAGAUCCGACAGUAUGUUGUGUACUUCAUCGUUUUCUUGACGAUAUUGUUCUACAUGAUCCCGAUUGGGCUGAUUUCGGCUUUCACCACGUUACCAAAUUUGAGAAAACUGCUUCCGUUUUUGAAAGUUAUUCUCGAUCAGACCACGAUUAGAACGGUUUUGGGAGCUUAUCUUCCUCAGCUUGCUCUUAUUGUAUUUCUCGCCUUGCUGCCUAAAUUCCUUUUGUUUUUAUCGAAAGAAGAGGGGCUUACAUCUGAGAGCCAUGCUGAACGGGGUGCAUCCGGGAAGUACUUUUAUUUCUCGGUGUUUAAUGUUUUUAUCGGUGUCACGCUUGGUGGAACUCUUUUUGAUUCAUUGAAGGAUAUUGAGAAUCACCCGAAUUCCAUUGUUGACAAGCUAGCGCAAAGCCUUCCUGGGAACGCAACUUUCUUCAUCACUUUCGUCGCUCUCAAGUUCUUCGUCGGUUAUGGGCUCGAGUUAUCGAGAAUAGUUCCUUUGAUCAUAUUCCAUCUCAAAAGGAAGUAUUUGUGUAAGACUGAAGAAGACUUGAGAGACGCUUGGUUACCUGGUGAUCUUGGAUAUGCAACCAAAAUUCCUAAUGACUUGCUUGUUUUCACAAUUACCCUUUGUUACGUGGUCAUCACUCCGCUAAUUAUUCCGUUCGGAGCAAUAUACUUCGGCCUAGGAUGGCUUGUCUUUCGGAAUCAGGUCCUCAAAGUUGUCGUGCCAAAAUAUGAAAGCAACGGGAAGAUGUGGCCGCAUAUCCACCUUCGAAUCGUGGCCUCGUUACUAUUGUUCCAAGUUACAAUGAUCGGGUAUUUUGGAGUAAAGAAGUUCAUCUACACCCCGGUCAUAAUCCCGCUUCCAAUACUCACUUUCAUCUUUGCGUUCGUGUGUAACAAGAAAUUUUACCGGUUUUUCCAAUCAACUGCACUCGAGGUUGUUGCCCGCCAUGAACUGAAGGACAUGCCGAAUAUGGAAACCGUCUACAAAUCCUUCAUCCCGCCAAGCCUCAACUCCGAAAAAGGGCCCGAUGAACACUAUGAUGACAGUGUUUAAGUUGUUGUAUGUUGAUGAUUGUGUAACAUAAUUUGUUUGUUGAUGUUUUGUUACUAGUUGUUGAUAACUUGAUAUAGGAGGGUCAGUUUGGUUGUUUUGUAAGCAAAUGUUGGUCCCAAAAACUCUCUUGUACGGAAAGAUGGUGUGUUAUUGCAAAUAGGAAAACUCAAAUUUGUAGCAAGAAAUUGCGUCUAAACUAGUUAUAACAUGAUGUUUUAACAA